GAUGUGGAGCCCGCCGAAGCGCAAAUAGGAGGGCGGCGCACUUGGGUUUCGAUCGCAGUUAAACUCGCAGUUUUCAGACCCAGCCUCAGCCUGACCGGUGCUACCGUUAGGUCGGCUGCGGACCGCUUCGUUCGCCUCCCACUCCCCAGCUAUGAGAGGUGCUGGGGCCGCGGUUCCGGCCUGCCGAGGAGCUGGAGGCCUGUAGGCGAGCGGUCCCGAUGUGUGUGCGCGCCCUCCCCCGCCGCCGGCCUCCCCGCUUCCCCCUGCCAGCCUUUUGAUGUUGUGUGCGUUUGCCCGGCUGCUUCGACAUAAGGAAGGGGCUGCCCGGUCCCUGCGUCAGCCUGUCCUGCGCCGCCCGACUUCAGAGCGAAAGUUUGAGCCAGGGUGGGCCAAUAGCCUGUCACCCUUGCCUCUCCUCCGCCCCGCUCCCUUUGCUGGCCAUGGAGCUGCUGUGUUGUGAGGUGGACUCGGUGAGGAGGGCGCUGCCCGACCCCAACCUGCUGCACGACGAGCGGGUGCUGCACAAUCUGCUGGUGCUGGAGGAGCGGUACCAGCCGGCCGGUUCUUACUUCAAGUGCGUCCAGCAGGACAUCAAGCCCUUCAUGCGAAGGAUGGUGGCCACCUGGAUGCUGGAGGUCUGCGAGGAACAGAAGUGUGAGGAGGAAGUUUUUCCUUUGGCAAUGAAUUACCUGGACAGAUUCUUAUCAAUUGUACAGACCACCAAAUGCCAUCUGCAGCUGCUUGGAGCUGUCUGUAUGUUCCUUGCAUCCAAGUUCAAAGAGACUAUUCCUCUAACAGCGGAAAAACUUUGCAUUUACACUGAAAACUCCAUCACACCGUGCGAGCUUCUGGAAUGGGAGUUGGUAGUUUUGGGAAAGUUGAAGUGGAACCUUGCGGCAGUGACCCCACAUGACUUUAUUGAAUACAUUCUACACAAGCUUACCCUGCCUAAGGACAAGCUGCCAUUGAUCAGAAAGGACGCACACACCUUCAUUGCCCUUUGUGCCACAGAUUUCAAAUUUGCCAUGUACCCACCAUCAAUGAUCGCCACCGGAAGUGUGGGGGCAGCAAUAUGUGGACUUCAGCUCGAUAUUGGCUACUGUUCACUUUUCAAUGACAACCUGACAAAACUCCUGGCCAAAAUCACCCACACAGAUGUGGAUUGCCUGAGAGCUUGCCAGGAGCAGAUUGAAUCAUUACUGGUCAGCAACCUGAGACAAAUUCCACAGCAGAGGAACCCUUCAAAGAGGAUGGUUGAACUGGACCAGGCCAGCACUCCCACAGAUGUGAGAAAUGUAAACCUGUAAGGCAGCUGGAGUGGAAAUGACCCUGCGUGAUCUUCCCUUUAGGAAUAAAUCUUGUUUUUUUUCCAUUUUAAGAUGCUCCUACAUAGAAACUAUCUAAAGCUUCUUUUAGAAAAAAAAACUGAUAUUAAAACUCUGGUGCCUAGGGUGUUCUGCAGAAGGGAAUCCCACCAUGUAUGUUUGCAUAAUUGCUAUUAUAUUAUCAAUGAUGAACGUGCUUCAGAAGCAUAAAAUAGCUAGCUAAAUGCAGGCCUGUGUAUGUGGGAUCAAUUGAUUAGAUAUUUACUGUUCAAUUUUAUGGUGCAUGCACCCUCUUCAGAUUUGAGGAAAUGUCUAUGAUUUGUGGCUCAAUUCAGGUGGCAAAGCUGUUGACUGAAGACAUGGGGAGGAUUGCUGGGAAAUAAUAUUCUCUUUUAUGAAUGAACCAUCUUCAGUGUAGAAGGAAUUUAACUGCUUUAAGAUAUUGAACCUUGUAUCUUCCUGUGAAAUGAGUUACUGGAGGAUUGCCCUGCAGCAGAUUGUACGCUGAGUAUAUAUUUUGCCUUGAAAGUUCGGUGAUUGUCCAGAAAGUCAUUUUCCUUUAAAUCAGCUUAAUUUGUUUUUGUGUGAACUUGUCUGUUUUAUCACUCUUCUCUCAAUGUCGUAUUUAUACUUGUUUCUCAUCUUUACCUACUUGUGUGUUCUCAGUUUUUAAGUCAUUUGUGAGAUCUGGGCAUUCACAGUAAGGUUCCAAUUUAUUUUAUGCCCCUAACCAUCCUUGAGAAGGUGGGGAAGAGUCAUCUUGAACAGAUGUAGUCCAGAUGCUCCCACAGAAUUGUUACUUAGGGAGUUACUGAAUUCCAGUGAUAACAAAAGGAGCAUUAGUGGCUCUUUCUAAUCUUUUAACUUUGAAAUUAUGUAUUUUCACUCCCCCUGUGUUGGUUUCAUACCUUUCAUGCCUUUGUUUCACUUUUCUCCUCUUCAUUUUCUGCAUCUGAUUUUAUUGUGUGCCUGUUUCAUUAUGUCUCUCUCAGAUUUUGGUUUCUCUCUCAGAAAUGGUUCAUUCUAUUCAACAGCAUUGCUUGCUCCAAUUUAUAAGUGUUUCUCUAGCUGUGGGCCAAACUUGAGUGCAUCCGGAGAACUCCCCAUUCAACUACCAAUCAGUUGAUUACACUUGCCAUUGAAUCUGCUGAUAGGAAUUUUUUAUUCCGUACUUUGAUCUCCUAUAGAAACCUUAAGUGCUUGACUACCUGGAAUUUUGAAGAAUGAAGAAACAUAAUUCUAUACUUGCAAUUGAAAUAAGGUGUAACGUUUUUCAGAACUGUAAUUCUCGAUCAUUUAUUAUGCACAAGCAUUGGCCCACAGUUACCAUUAUUGUAAACCAUUUCAUUUGAAAAGCACUUUGAAUAUAUUUCCCAAGGAAUGAAUGGAAUGGUUUAUGAAAUUGAAUUGUUUCCCAGUUUCCAGUGUACAAUGUAAUUAUGGUAUUGCUGUAAAAAGAAACUACUUUGUAAGGAAGACAUUCCAGUUUGGGUUGCAACAUUCCGCAGAUGUUCAGUAACUUCAUGUGUUGUCAGUAUCACAGAAGGCUCUUGUGUGCCACAGGUGUGCCAAGCUUUGGACAUUUGGAUGAGAAUCAUUGCUGGUGCAAGAAGCAGCAAAUAUCAUGGUUCAGAACUAGUUGUUAUUUGAGAAAAUUUGUAUUCAGUCUACUUGAAUUCUUCUGCUCCAUCGUUAGGACAUGGUAAAGAGUUUGGGAGGUUUAUUUGCACAUGUUUUGAUAAUGGUCUGAAAUUUGAAAUUAAAGCUAUUGAUUAAAAAGGUGGUCUGGGGAUUUGUGAAAAGCUGGACUAAAGGUAUUUUUGAGAAAUAGGUUUUUGCUGAAUUGGAGCAGCCUGACCUGGGUUGAUGGAAUAGAUAAUGGAGUAUGAAUCUUUAAUUGCGCUGCUAUGAAAAGCUAUGAUUUGUUUCAUUCUUAUUCACAUUAACAGUACUUGGCUGUAUUGUUUCACUGAGUGUGCUGCUAUUUUAUAAACAUUUUUAUAAUAUAUUAUUUUACCGCUUAAGUUUCAAAAUCUUGGGAAAAUGAGUACAUCGAUUUACUGGAAGUGCCCAUUUAUGGUUUUUUGCAAUAGCGUUUCAUCUUUUUUUCUGUCACAUUCUACAAAGACAGUAUAGUUACCUCAGGUUUACUGGACAAUAAAAUGAUUUCCAUUUGCAAUACCUCACACUUCUACAGUUUUUGGGGAGCUUUGAAGGCAUCAUUGUCUUAAGGAGAUAAGAUUGGCACUCUGUUGUACAUUGCUGCUUCAGCCAUGAGAUGCACAAGCAGAUUGCACAGGCUUAAAGCUCCCUACUGGGCUCAGUAACUUUACCAUGUACCUCAUUUACUUUCAGAUGCACAACUCUGUUCUUAAGACUUUUUGCUUUACUGAGUGUGAUGCCAUACCAAUACAAUGUUACUCUCUCACAAUGUGCUCUUGUAUUUUUUCGUGAUUGUUCAUAUGGUUAGGGAUGAGUAGACAGCAUUUAUAGCUCGGGUACAAUGUGGAAAACUUGUGGGGCAGUUGAUGGGUUCAAGGCUCAUUUCAAUAGAAUUGUGAAUAAAUAUUCAAGUCUUGUUGGUUCAGUAUUGAAAAGGCUUUUUAUUCAAUAUAUAAUGACCUUGAUUGGAUCAUAGGUGGUUUUAUGGUGUGAGGGGAAAUAGGUAUAUCUAUGGACAAUAAAGUCACUUGGUCCAAAAUGUACUUGUGUAUGUUAUCUUUCUUUUUUCCUUGUGCUUUCUCACUUAUCAAGAAAAAGAAACCUUUUGUGGAAUGUAGUUUUCAUCUAAUACUGUUUUAUGCAGAUGACAUAAAGCCAUGUGAAUGAAGGGGAUGCAAAUGGCUUCAAAAAUAUAGUUGAGCUGAAGGAAUGGGCAAUGACAUGGUGGAUGGAAGUGUGGAAAAUACGAAGAUACCAUUUUGAUAGAAGGCAAAUAUUGAAUUUUUCAAUAAUGAGAGAUGGGAAUGUUGAUGUUCAAAGGGAUCUUGGUCUCCUUAUAUACAAGUCACUGAAAGCUAACAUAGACAAUAGGUGCAGGAGUAGGCCAUUCGGCCCUUUGAGCCAGCACCGCCAUUCACUGUGAUCAUGGCUGAUCACAAUCGGUAUCCAGUAUAUAUUAGUUCAUUGUUAUUAACUAAUAUAUGGUUAGUUAUUAGUUAAUAUAUUUUGUGUGUUAAUACUUUCCAUUUGCCUCCAAUUAACGUGGCUUUCACUAAGAUCCGCAUACAAGUAGCCUCUGCCUUGGAUACACCAGACAAGGGAUAAAGAAUUCCAGUUGACCAUUAAUACCAAUAAUGUGAAUAGCUAAUGAAAUAGCUGAGGAGUCUUGAAAUAGGGAUGAAUAUAGAGUAACUAAUUGAGGUCUGAAAUAAGGAAUUUAUUCACUCAAAUGAUGGUGAGUUUUUGGAAUUCUCUACCCAGUGGUGGAUUAGUUAUUGCUACCAAAUUGAGGGCAAAAUAUUCUAUAUUAGAAAAAUGGUGUUGAGGUUGGAAGAUUAGUAAUGAUCUUAUUGACUGGCAGAGCAAGCUUGAGGGGCUUGCUAGCAAAAUGUGCUCCUAUUUGUGUUACAGUGCAUCGUCAUUCAUAAAUUCUAUAAGCACUUUUGUUUUUUGAAGCACCAAUUGUAUUUGAUGUUAUUUUAAUAAAUAGAUAGGAGCUGAAAGGUAAAUAUAACCAAAUUGCAAAUUUCAUCCCUUCAUUCAUUCUCUGUGUACUGUAGCUUAUUUGUCAAAAAGCUGAUAACUAGGCUUUAUAGUUAGUCAAUCGGGCAUGGCAUUAUGAGAUUGUGGUUCUGCAUAAAUUUCCAAUAUCAGAUAUUAAGCUAAUCAUUUACUUAAUGUGAAUCAUGGUCAAUUUUACUGGCACAGGCAUAAGCAGCUGAAUCAGCUGAGGAUCUAGAAAUAUUCAGAAAUGUAUUAUCAAAAUUCAUUUGAGUUGAGAAAAUUUACUAUUAUCGGCUUGCCUCCAGAAUCAUUUUGCAAGGAAGCUAUUACUUUAAUGGAAGUUCAUUGGGCAUGUUAAUACUUUCCAUUUGCCUUCAAUUAAUGUGGCUUUCACUAAGAUCCACAUACAAGUAGCCUCUACCUUGGAUACACCAGACAAGGGAUAAAGAAUUCCAAUUGACCAUUAAUACCAAUAAUGUGAACAUUUAGCUAAGCAAUUCCAAACCAAGGUAUCAUUUCCUGUGAAUGUUUCUGUUGGCUACUUCAUUGAAAAAAUAAAUGCUCCAGUUCUUCCAUACAGCAGACCUUAAGCUUAGAACUGUUUCUACAGAGUCUGAGUGCCUGAACAAAGCUCUCAGAAAGAUAGUUCUGGUGGUAAUACAUUAAUUAAAGUUCACAUCAUAUUGAGAUGUGAUGUGACAUUCUGCUCCAGGCAGAUAGGUACAUAAAUGAUUCUAUAAUUCACAUCACUGCUGUAUAGCUAUAUUUUUAUGGUUUUAAGUAGGAUUAAAUGUAUUUAAAAUGAAUAAUUGAGUUCUUUAAUAGCUUGGUGUUUUUUAAAAUUGGAAUUACAAAUAGGUGUAAAGCAGCAGUCUAUAAAUCUUUGUGGUUUUACUGAUUUUGUUUUUAUGUUUAUUAAUUCACAAAAUGAGUGCUGCUGACAUUUUAUGCCAGUCUUCAAUGGUCCCUUGAUGUGUGGCUUGCUAGAUCAUAUGUUUGAUGCUUAAGAUUACAGUAUUCCAUAUUGCUGAGAGUCUGGACUUGUGUACAGGCAGACUGGGUUAAGAUUUAAAAGACAUCAAUGAACCACUUAAAAUAACAAUUUUACAGUCAUCCAUUACUAACAGAUGUGUUGAGGUUUAUUUCAUUAACUGAAUUUAAUUCCCACAUGGAACCUUUGAAAUUUAAACUAGUCUGGAGAGGUGAUCUGGAGACACUUGGAUGUCUAAAAACUUAACCAUUGUACAGUUUUAUUCUUGUUCACUCACACAGCUUAACAGUGGAGUGUUCAAGACAAUAUGACUAAUCCCAAAUUACAAUGUUAAUAAUGACUUAAUUUAAGAACCAUCCAGAAAAUGUAUCUGGUUGCUAAUUACAGGAGUUGGAAACCGCAAAAACUUUAAAUUUGGAGGAAAAGCCUUUAUGUUCAAUAAUUAUCCAAAAUUAUAAGUCACAACUAGCCAGCCAGUGGUGUAGUGGCAUCCAAACCAAACUUCGAGGCGAGUGGUCCUGGGUUCAAAUCCGGCUGGUUCCUUGCAUGAUUUCCAUCUGUGCGUGCUGGGUUGAGCGUCAAGCUAGCAACUCAGCUUUAUCAAAAAAAACAAAGUGCCAAAGAAACAGCAAGGUUGCUGCCUGAUGUACCACAAGGCAUGGAAAGGAACAACAGUAAGUCACAAUUAUUUUUAAUUUAAAUAAUAGGGAGAAUUUUACAAGUACUGUAC
Messenger RNA from Mobula hypostoma (lesser devil ray), 6712 nucleotides. RefSeq names its product cyclin D2, a (gene ccnd2a). Gene Ontology annotation, molecular function: cyclin-dependent protein serine/threonine kinase regulator activity. The transcript is spliced from 5 exons. Gene Ontology annotation, biological process: mitotic cell cycle phase transition; regulation of cyclin-dependent protein serine/threonine kinase activity. The record is from RefSeq and is a predicted model, not a curated record. Lineage: Eukaryota; Metazoa; Chordata; Chondrichthyes; Myliobatiformes; Myliobatidae. Bases 441 to 1307 code for a protein of 288 amino acids. Gene Ontology annotation, cellular component: nucleus; cyclin-dependent protein kinase holoenzyme complex; cytoplasm.